UGUUGUAAAACAAGAUGGGAUGGGAUGGCAGGAAAGCGAUCUGGAUUAUAUCUUUAAUCCCAGGAGGAGAAAUGAAUGGUUAUAAAUGUCAAAAGAUCACAUGUAGUAUUAAUAAUAAUUAGGAGAUUGUAUGCAUGAGAAAUAGUCUCACCCACCUCGGCCGGUCCUUUGCCCCAAGCCCCCGUCCUGGCCCCGGCACCCAGCCCCCCAAGCCCCUUCUGUGAAGGGCCACAGAAGCCCCCUGUCCACCCCCACCCCAAUUGGGGGCAGGAAUCCAGAUUGAAGCAGCUGGCUUCUCCCCCAGGAGGGCAGCCAAUUCCAACUGCCGGGGGGGGGGUCUGAGUUGGGGUCUCUUUCAGAUGGAUGGGGUCCCUUUGCAGGGCCCUAGAGGUUAUCUGUCUGUAAUCAUCCAAGUGGAGGUGAGAUUCUUGGCUGCUCCUCUCUGAGCUGGCUGGUUUUCUUGCCAACCUUUGAUGAUCCAACUAAGGACCAUCAUCAGUGACGAGUGAGGGUGGGGUUUGCUCCCCAUUUACAUACAUUGUCCCACCAGUGUUUUUUUUUGGGGGGGGGUGUUUCCUACUUCUAACGGCUUGGGUGGCCGAGGGCUGAUCUCCAUGUGGUCCACCUUCCAAGAUAGCCCCCUCCCCCCAAAUACCUUUGUGUUUUGAGGAGGGGCUACUCCAGACUCCACCAAGGCGGGCUUGGUGAGGGAGUAGAGAUGAAGGGGGCUGGACUAGAAGACCUCCAAGGUCCCUUCCAGCUCUAUUCUACUCUGAUUCUGAAGGGGGAAAGUGGAAGCCCCCUCCUCUUUGACCAAGGACAAUCUCUGCCCCCCAUUUUUGUGGCUUUUCAGCCUUAAUAAAUAGUGUUGACCCUCCCCAGGUGGGCGACAAGAGCCAAAUUGAGCCAUAGCAGCCAAUCCUCGACUUACGACCAAAUUGCCAAUGUCUUGCUAAGCAAGACAUUCGCUGAGUGAGUUUUGCCCGUUUGACCACCUCGCUUGCCACUCUUGCGAAGCAAAUCCCCACGGCUGCGAGGGGGAACAGACGGCCGCUAAGUGAAUCUGGAUCGUCACAAGGUCUCAAAAGAGGGUGAUGUGACCUCAGGGACAUAAAUAGGAGCCCAUUGCCCGAGUGGCUGGAUUAGUAACGGGAGGUUAUUAAGCGAAUCUGGCUUUCUCCUUGUCUGAUGCUGUGACCGUCAUAAAUACGGGUCAACUGCGGAAUAGCCAAAUUUGGAUCACGUGACCCGGGAGAAGGCUGCUGCAGAGAAACCAUCCCGUGUGGCUUUUGUCUGUUACUAAACAAAGUGUUGUAAGUCGAGGACCAGCCCUGCUCUUCCUCCACCCUCCCUCCGCCACCACCCGGGACGGAAGGGAAGAAGCGGUGGGGGGGGGGAAGCUCAGGGAGAGGGGCGCAAUCCGUCCCCGGGAACACCCCCCUCCCCCGCGCAUCUUCCCGGCGCAACUCCGGAUCGCGAGGCGGGAUCCGCGCCGGGCUUUGCAGAUCGCCGCGGCCGCUCCCGCAGGGCCAAGUCGGGGCAUGUCGGCGGGGCGGGAGAGGCGGGCAGGCCGGGGGGAGCCUCGCCGCGCUCCCGUCGGCGGAGCAUGGCGGAGGGCUGGCGCCGGGGGGGACCCCCGUCCCGGGUCGCCCCGCCGGCUGCUCCCCGCCGGGCGGUCAGCGUCUGCGACUCCCUGGACUUGCAGGAGGUCCCGGCCGUCCAGGCGGCCCUGAAAGCGGCGGAGAAGCAGAAGCGGCGGCCCAAGAGCUUCUGCGCUCUGGGCAACGGGCUCAGCCCCGCCGGAGCCCCGCCGUCUUCUCCUUCCGCGGAGACCCCGGGCCGGCCCCGCUUCGGCUGGUUGGAGCUGCUCCGCUUGCGCUCGCCUCGGCGGCCCGACGGAGCGGACUCGGAGGCGGGGAAAGGCCCGGCGGCUUCCCCGGGCGGCGAAGAGGGAGGCUUCCUGCGCGGGGGCUCGCUGUGGGGCAGCCGGCGGCGGUGGAAGCUCUUCGACGGGGCAGCCCCGCGGCGGCUGAGCAACUUGCGGAAAAGUUUCAGCUUCCGUCUGCGCCGCGGGGAAAGCGGACUCCAGCGGGCCGGCUCCGGGUUCUUGCGGCCCGCCCGGCUCCGGAGCCGCAGCGAGGGCGACGCCGCUUCCUUGUACCCCUGUCCCAGCAAGAGGGACCUGCUCGGCUCGGAAAGAGGAGGAGGAGGAGGAGGAGGGUUCUGGAAACAGCUGGGCAGCCGCCUCCGACGCCGGGAGCGCUUAGCCGGCCGGCCCUUGGCCGCGGUCCUGGAGCCCCGCGGGGGGCCGGCUCUGCUUUGGAGCCGAAGGGGAGGCGAACCCAUCUUGGUGGCGCAUCGACGGCCGGACUCCUUUGUGAACAGCCAGGAGUGGACUCUCAGCCGCUCAGUGCCGGAGCUUAAAGUGGGGAUUGUGGGUAACCUGUCCAGCGGGAAGUCGGCCCUGGUGCAUCGCUACCUCACGGGGACCUACGUGCAGGAGGAGUCCCCGGAAGGCGGUCGAUUCAAGAAGGAGAUCGUGGUGGACGGGCAGAGUUACCUCUUGCUGAUUCGCGAUGAAGGGGGACCCCCCGAGCUGCAAUUUGCCGCCUGGGUGGACGCGGUGGUCUUCGUCUUCAGCUUGGAGGACGAGAUCAGCUUCCAAACGGUCUACAACUACUACCUGCGCCUCUGCAGCUACCGGAACACUUCGGAGGUGCCGAUGGUGCUGGUGGGCACACAAGAUGCCAUCAGCGCCACCAACCCCCGGGUGAUCGACGACUCCCGGGCCAGGAAGCUCUCCAACGACCUGAAGCGUUGCACCUACUACGAGACGUGCGCCACCUACGGGCUGAACGUGGAACGCGUCUUCCAGGACGUGGCACAGAAGGUGGUGGCCUUGCGGAAGAAGCAGCAGCUGUCCAUCGGGCCCUGCAAGUCGCUGCCCAAUUCGCCCAGCCACUCCUCCGUCUCGGCCGCCUCCGUGCCAGCCGUCCACAUCAACCAGGCUGCCAACGGGGGUGGGGCCUUCAGCGACUACUCGUCCUCUGUGCCCUCCACGCCCAGCAUCAGCCAGCGGGAGCUGCGGAUCGAGACCAUCGCGGCCUCCAACACCCCCACCCCCAUCCGCAAGCAGUCCAAGCGCCGCUCCAACAUCUUCACAUCUCGGAAAGGUCCCGAUAUCGAGCGGAAGCCCCCAGAGAGUAAGGCGGACACGAUUGGCAGCGGGCGGGCCAUUCCCAUUAAGCAGGGAGUGCUCCUGAAACGCAGCGGGAAGUCCCUGAACAAGGAGUGGAAGAAGAAGUACGUCACCCUCUGUGACAACGGAGUCCUCACCUACCACCCCAGCCUCCACGACUACAUGCAGAACGUCCACGGGAAGGAGAUCGAUUUGCUGAGGACGACAGUAAAAGUGCCCGGCAAGAGGCUCCCCCGGGCAGCCACCACCGCCGUCCCCGCUGCCUCGGCCCCCAGUGCCAGCCCCAAGACCAACGGCUUGGCCAAGGAGAGGAGUGCCCUGCCCUUCCCCGGCGGAUCCAGCGCCCCCCAUUCGGCCAGCAGCACCUCCCUGCACUCGGAGCGCUCGGGCAGCGGCACCAACCUGGGCGCCUUCAGCCUGAAGCCGGAAGGCAGCGGCAUUCACCAGCGGUCCUACUCGGUCUCCAGUGCUGACCAGUGGAGCGAAGCGGUGGCGAUGCCCGGGGCCACGGCCAGCGUGGCCAACGGUGCCAGCGACUCCCUCACUUCCAGCCCCAACGUCUCCAGCACUGCAAGCCCCAAGUUGGAGCCGCCGCCCUCCCCUCAUGCCAACCGGAAGAAGCACCGUCGGAAAAAGAGCACGGGUACGGGCCGACCCGACGGGGCGGGCAGCGUGGCUGAAGACCAAGAGGAGAGCUUCGAGUUCAUCGUGGUCUCCCUGACUGGACAGUCGUGGCUCUUUGAGGCCUCCACGGCCGAGGAACGGGAGCUGUGGGUGCAAGCCAUCGAGAGCCAGAUCCUGGCCAGCCUGCAGGGCUGCGAGAGCAGCAAGCACAAGUCGCGGCUGGGCAGCCACAGCGACGCGGUCGCCCUCCAGUCCAUCCGCACCGUCCGGGGCAACGGCUUCUGCGUAGACUGCGACGCGGCCAAUCCUGACUGGGCCAGCCUGAACCUGGGGGCUCUCAUUUGCAUCGAGUGCUCCGGCAUCCACCGCCACCUGGGCACGCACCUCUCACGCGUCCGCUCCCUGGACCUGGACGACUGGCCGCUGGAGCUGGUGACGGUCAUGACGGCCAUCGGGAACGCCCUGGCCAACUCGGUCUGGGAAGGCGCCACCAAGAGCUACUCCAAGCCGGGCCCGGAGAGCUGCAGGGAAGAGAAGGAGCGCUGGAUCCGGGCCAAGUACGAGCAGAAGCUCUUCCUGGCCCCCCUGCCCCACUCGGACGUCCCCCUCGGGCAGCAGCUGCUGCGGGCGGUGGUAGAGGACGACCUGCGGACGGUGGUGCUGCUCUUGGCCCACGGCUCCAAGGAGGAGGUGAACGAGACCUACGGCGACGGGGACGGCCGGACGGCACUGCACCUGUCCUGCGCCAUGGCCAACGUGGUCUUCACCCAGCUGCUCAUCUGGUACGGCGUGGACGUGAAGAGCCGGGACGCCCGUGGCCUGACACCCCUUGGCUACGCGCGCCGUGCCGGCAGCCAGGAGUGCGUGGAGAUGCUGCUGCAGCACGGCUGCCCCGGCGAAGCCCCCGUGGGCAGCCUGACCCCGAGCCUGCCUCGCCGGAACCUCAACAACAACGCCUCCGGCACUCCGCACUCCGAACUGGGCUGCCCUGUGCGGGGCCCAAGUCCCUGAGAGGCCCCCUACCCACGGCUCUCGGCAGGCAGAGCCCAGCGGUCCUGCCCCCCCACCCCCCCACCUUUCUUUGCGGGCCCAGAGGGACUAGAGUUUCUUGGAUGGGGUCCUCUCCCCCCAGCCCAAGAGAAAGGGCAAGUGGACUCCACUGGGGGCGCUGAGGAGCCCCCUUGUCUCCCCCCCAUUCCUCCUCCCAGCCCCACUCCAGGGGUCAGUCCCCCCUCCCCCUUGCUUCUCCCAGGACCUGCUGCAGUUCCUCAGCCUGAUGUGGGGAUUCGGGGAGGGGGAGAGGAGGGGGCGGUUUCAAUGCUGGCGGAGCUCCCCCAGCGACCCCCCCCCCUCCGUUUCAAGUCACUUGUGUAUAAAGUGUACAUUGGAAAUAUUUAUAUGACAGUCUGUAAAUAAGGUUUGCUGCCCUGUUCUGUGUGUGUGUGUGUGUGUGUCUCUGCGUGGAAGUGUGAGAGAAUGUUCCCCUCCCCCACCCCCACCCCCCCAGCAGAGAAGCUGCAGAAUAAAGGAAGAGCUUCACUCGGAACCCA
Molecule: messenger RNA, 5373 nt
Organism: Thamnophis elegans (Western terrestrial garter snake)
Lineage: Eukaryota; Metazoa; Chordata; Lepidosauria; Squamata; Natricidae
Gene: AGAP3
Product: ArfGAP with GTPase domain, ankyrin repeat and PH domain 3
Exons: 18
Coding region: 1607-4834 (1075 amino acids)
Biological process (GO): proteasome-mediated ubiquitin-dependent protein catabolic process
Cellular component (GO): nucleus
Molecular function (GO): GTPase activity; GTPase activator activity; GTP binding
Source: RefSeq, a predicted model, not a curated record